This is a messenger RNA of Dunckerocampus dactyliophorus (ringed pipefish), 6195 nucleotides long. Its product is annotated as androgen receptor-like. The transcript has 8 exons. Lineage: Eukaryota; Metazoa; Chordata; Actinopteri; Syngnathiformes; Syngnathidae. Bases 70 to 2178 code for a protein of 702 amino acids. The record is from RefSeq and is a predicted model, not a curated record. Gene Ontology annotation, molecular function: zinc ion binding; sequence-specific DNA binding; DNA-binding transcription factor activity. Gene Ontology annotation, biological process: male gonad development; regulation of DNA-templated transcription.
UUUGGGAGGGAAAAAGUUCGCUCCCCUGGCUUGUGAAGUGCCCAUAUUUAAAAAAAAACAGUUUAGGAAAUGAGCCAAAGUAGCAGACAGUCAUCUUGCAACACAUUUUGGCCACCUAGGGACAAACUAACCACUGGCGACGAUGUGCGCCCGAAUAGUAUGCCGACAGAAACAGAGGAAAAUGACUUUUUGACCAAGAACACCCGAGGAGGCCAGUCGGAUGUAUACGAUAUUUACGCACCGUGCGACACUGAGAAAGGUUGCCGUCAUCCAGCCCCUCGCAAGGAGGCGCACCGCGUGGGCGACACUCGUCUCGUCCCCGCCUCCGCCACCAUCUCGGAGACAGCCCGGGAGCUCUGCAAGGCCGUGUCCGUGUCUCUGGGACUACACUUGGACUCCACCGGCGACACGGAACGUGUCCCAAACGACCAAAUGUCCGCCGAGUGUUUAGUUACGCCAGACGCCUUCAAGUACAGGUGCUCUUUCGCUCAAGAGGAGCGCAAGCAGACGGCGUUGCCAUCAUGUCGGACCUCUUCGGACUUUAGUGACGCGUCUGACUUAACUUCUAAAGAGGUAGACCACAUGGGCACGCCGAGUACUCCACAGUGUACUUACACGCCGUCCACGCCGCUCCACAUGGAGCACCUUCACCGCGUAGUGGAGCGGCCGUGUCGAACCUACAAGCACCGGGAUGUCCCACCAGACUUUGGCGAGGACACGAGUGGGUACCAACUGGAGCCAUACGGCGUCAGUAUCAAGUCAGAGAAGGUGAAUGGCGAAGCCGGUGAGGGGCAGUGGGUCACUACCUCCACCGCUCAUGAAAGGUAUAACUCUCCAUUAUGGGGGACGAGGCAGUGCGUUUCUACGCCGCAGACGAGUGGAACGAGCACGGCCUUCAUUUGUGAUCCGUACGAAAGGAGCAGCGGGCGUCUGGAGCAGUGGUGCACCGAAGGAGGGAUGCUGAUGCCGCUUUACCCCAACCCCAGCCACAUCAAGGAGGCAUUGUGCCGCAUGCCUGGCAUGCUUCCUUUUUUGGACCACAGGUUUGAGACUGGCAGAGAGCACAUGUUCCCCAUGGAGUUCUUCUUCCCACCACAGAGGACAUGCCUGAUCUGCUCCGACGAGGCUUCUGGCUACCAUUACGGCGCACUCACCUGUGGUAGCUGCAAGGUUUUCUUCAAAAGGGCAGCAGAAGGCAUAGGCAAGCAGAAAUACUUUUGUGCCAGCAAGAACGACUGCACCAUUGAUAAACUAAGGAGAAAAAAUUGUCCAUCUUGUCGGCUGAAGAAGUGUUUUGAAGCUGGGAUGACUCUAGGAGCACGUAAACCAAAGAAGACUGGACAACCAAAAAACCCCAAAGAGGAUCGUCCUGUUCAGGAUUCACCUGAGGUUAUUCAAGAUAUCGCCCCGAAAUUGAACCUGAACUUUAACUCCCACUUCCUUAAUAUUCUGGAGUCCAUUGAGCCUGAGGUGGUGAACGCGGGCCACGAUUACGGCCAGUCAGACUCAGCGGACACUCUGCUCACCAGCCUCAACGAGCUUGGAGAGAGACAACUGGUCCAUGUGGUCAAGUGGGCUAAACGACUACCAGGUUUUAGGAAUCUCCAUGUGGAUGACCAAAUGACUGUCAUCCAACAUUCAUGGAUGGGCGUGAUGGUGUCCGCCUUGGCUUGGCGAUCGUAUAAGACGGUCAACAGCAGGAUGCUGUACUUCGCGCCCGAUCUCGUCUUCAACGAGCAUCGGAUGCACAUCUCCACCAUGUACGAGCACUGCAUUCGCAUGAAGCAGCUGUCGCAGGAGUUUGAGUCAAUGCAGAUAACGCAGGAGGAGUUCCUCUGCAUGAAGGCCCUGCUCCUCUUCAGCAUUCUUCCCGUGGAGGGUCUGAAGAGCCAGAAGUGCUUUGACGAGCUGCGCAUCACCUACAUCAACGAACUCAGCCGUGUGGUGAAUUAUCGUAUUACAGCCAAUUGUUCUCAGAGGUUCUACCAACUCACCCGACUGCUGGACUCCCUCCAGAUGACCAUAAAGAAGCUGCAUCAGUUCACGUUCGACUUGUUUGUCCAAGCUCAGUCGUUCCACAGCAAGGUGAGCUUCCCAGAGAUGAUUGGAGAGAUCGUCUCAGUGCACGUACCAAAGAUGCUGGCAGGUUUGGCCAAACCCAUCAUGUUUCACGAGUAAAACGACUCCUUUCUUUUUUUUUGUUGUUUUUUGUUCCAUCAACAAUUCUUUGUACGGUUUUCCCACAUUGUUUAGUUCCCAGCCUCAAUUGUGAUAUCUCCUUUUUUGAGUUUUAAUAAUAAUUGACAUAAUUGACUUUUUUUUUCACAACUGCCCAAGUUCGUCCUUUUUUCUUUGUCUUCUCACCCUGAGCUGAAAUUCUUCUGUGAAAGCACACACACACACACACACACACACACACAAUCUGUAAAUCAUCAUCGCACCUACCUGCAGUUGGAAAACAUGUUUUCACGCUCACCAGACACUUUAUCAAGUACACCCGUUCAAUUUAAAGAGCGGAAUAAAAUAUCUCAGUAAGCUACAGUGGAAUUCUACCCCACUCAAACUGCAGCCACAAAAAUACAUGUAAUGUUAAUUAAUAAGAGCAUUAUUAGAAUACUGAUACAGCUCUUAUAUUGGUCCUACAUGUACCUAAAGAAGUGUCUGGUAAGGGUACACCCAGCAUUUGGUGUCUUUGCAAAUGCAAAUGAGAUGCUUUUUCCCCCACAAAGAAAAGUGCUUGUAUUGCUUGCCAAACCAAGUCGUCACCUGUCAAGUGAUGUUAGAUGUGCCUUGUCACGAACGUCAGGAUUCUUUUUUUUAGAAGCUUACGUCACUGAGCAGUGAAAGGUGCGCUCAUUUGAUGCCUUAAUGUAAAGAUUUAGUUCAGAUUUUUUAAAUUGAUCUUGAAACCCCCAACUCUAAUUCCACGAACCCUAACAGGACACGGCAAAGGACAGAGACGAAUACCUUUUCCAAGUCUAUAUGGACUGGAUAGGAAAAUCGCCAGGCACCCUCCGGUAGCCUUGCAAGGGUGGAAAACUGGUCCAGUGUUCGACGUACUAGUCGUACUCUUCUCUCCAGCACUCUGGAAUAGACUUUCCCAGGAGGCUGAGGAGUGUGAUCCCCCCGUAGUUACAAUGCUUUUUUCAUGAGGCCCAGCAUUGUGGGCAGCGCCCUUGGAUGGUAUCAUGACUCACACUUGUCAGCAUCAUUUAGUUGUACCAAGUAGUUUAGCUUGUGUGUUCACACUUUGUCACUUUUGUACGUCUGAUAAUGAAAAUGCUGUUUAAGAUGAUGCAGGUGCUUUUGAAUUUUAAUUAACCAAUUUAUUAGGUACACCUGCACAAAUGAAUGUAACACAAGAAAUUAAGCACAGAGAUGUUGCAUUCAUCAAGAUAACAAUGCUGCAAACUACAACCACAAUAAUAAACAUUGUUUUGAUACCUACAGUACUUAAUAUAGCAUUAUUAUCUUUGUAAAGGCAGCUCUUGCACCGGAAUUCAUUCUGCAUUAAAUAUCAAGUUCCCAUCCAAUUUGAAUGGAUGUAAAAACACAAGAAUACAUUGUACUCACCACCUUCUGGGGGCUGUGCUGUAAGGAAGACACCAACUUCUUUGAGAGAACAUGAUCGUCGUUGCCAGAUCUCAUAUUAGACGAGGGUAGAAACGUUCCAGCAGGACAACAAAUAGAAAAAAAUGAUGGCCAACUCUGAUGUGGAAGCAUGUCAGAAGACAGCAUGAUGGAUGACAAAACGCCUGAGCUGGUGGUGCCAAGGAAGAAUCUGUGCUAUGUAGUCCACAUAACAAAUCAGCAAGUCAGAAUUUAGCCAACAGUGGAACCUCCAAAUUUGACAAGCCUAGAAGUUGUACAAUUUGUAAUACAACUGAACUGGUCUGGAAAAAGAAACAGAAAAACUUGUGAUGUCAUGCAAGACUUAAGCCCCGUGAGCAGGGAAAUGAUUUACCUUCACAAUAGUGUAUUUUGCAUUUUCUAUAGGAUUUGUUUAAUGCCACCACAGAAGCCACCACCAGUGAUGGCAAAGAGGAAAAUGUGAUAACCAUAGAACAGGAAUUGGACAUGGGAAAGGUGUGUCUGGGCUGCUCAGUACAAUAUGGCUAACUCAACCGCUGUUCAACAAUGACAGUCAGAAUGGAACAUACUUAAACAUGAAAUGAGCAGAGUGGACUGUGAACAUGCUAUAGUAAUUCCGACAGUCAAAUCUCGGUUUUCGUUCACCCCAAUUGUUGUUGAACUUUUUCACCAAAAUUUCGCCUCAGUUUUUCGUACACCGUCUAAAUUUUUGGUACAGUAACAAACUAGUCCUUUUGACCUGCAUUGUAUCAUUAUGUGAAAUUGAGUGCCCAAACAAAGCCCCCUACGCGUUGCUGACUCAUCGUCUGUGCAAUUUAUUGAUUGAUUGUGGCUUCUAAACAACCCACCAUGGGGCCAAAGAAAGUAACAAGUGCCAGCAAUUUGAUAAAGACGGUGAGAAACAAUAAGUUCCAUUUCACCUGGAUGUACGGUAAGUCUGCAUCAACGAUAAGUUCCAUCAGAUGGCCAUUUAUAAUUAUCUUGCAUUUUCUACAUGUAAACCCAUAAUUGUCUAUAAAAUGUAUUUUUUGUUCAUAUUUCAGUGUGUCUGGAACUAUCCUGUGGGAAAAAAAUAACCUUGUUUAUCGUAGGUUUCGUUUUUCAUCAAACAUUUUGGAAGGGAUUAAUAACGAAAACUGAGCAACCACCGCAUAUCAUUUGGUCCCGCGCUCUUCAUGGAAAUACAGAAGCUGCAGACUGUCACACAUGCAUGACAGUUGCACAGCUAAUGAAGGUUUUAUGAUGCUGACAGUUUUGACCCUGGGGCAGAUUAUUUGAAUUGCAAUUGAUUCUUGUGAAAAAAAAUUGUAGACAAGUGUCACUGAAGGAUUGUGUUCAACUUUGGAGGUUCCAUUGUGUUCAUUCAGUAUCUAGCUGACUUUUUUUACACUGCACAUUUACUUAGAGACUUAUGACAAAAACAGAUCCACCUCUGCCUUCUGGCUAAUUUGCUAACGCUAACUGUGUGCAUUCAAUGUAAAAACUGACAUACAAAACCUGUGCCAAUUACCAUGAACGUGCAUUUCACAGCUUAUUUACCUUCCAUACACACACACACACACACACACACACACAUACUCCUAAUUAACUUGGUGUGCUCAUAUGACAAUAUGAUUUUUUUUUUUACAACUUUACAUUUCCUUUGAAAGUUUGCCGGCUCCACGUGUUGUGUGGUCCCUGCUUUUAGCUUUAUUAAAGUGCACAGUUAGCAGCUAUUUCAUGAUGUCUAGUGCAGUGGUUUUCAACUGGUUUGGCUGCGGGACCCCCCAUCAUCCCUCAAUGACAAGCGGCGACCCAAUUGAUUUUUACAACUCAAACUUGUUAAGUAUACAAGAUAUUUGAUAUUGAAAGAGACUGUUUGCAACAGACAAGAACAUGAAGCGCAUUCACGGACUUGGGGUCAUUACUGUAGAGAGCCACCAGUUGGGAAGUGGUCUAGUGCAUUGUUUUUUGUGCUUCAGUCCACCUGCACAGAUGAAUGUUUCCAAUGUGUUUUGAUACAAUAUGCGAAAAAGCAACAAGCUUUGACAUUGGUUGUACAUACUGGUUCCUGAUGACUAUGCUGUGAUGUUGACCUAGCCAGCGUCAUUUUUAAUUACCUAUUUUUGUGUAACACUUGAUUGUUUAGCUGUUAAUAAUGCAUUUCACAGGGCAAAUGAAACAUGUUUACAUGUAUGGUGUGCACAGAACACACCGUAAGUGUGGCCCACCACGUUUGUAUAUCUGGUAUGUACUGCAUAUGAAACUGUAGUUGGUUUUGCUGUUCUUUUAAUGGUCAGUUGUUUGGUUUAUGGCAUUUCUGAACUGUGUUUUUUAACUGUUGUUUUUCAAAAGCGUAAAAAGACAAUUAAAACCGUCCUGACAGAAUAUUUCUUAUGCAGGUUUCAUUUACAGAGUUGAGGUUUAAUUUUACUUCUAAAACUCUGUUAUGUAGCUUUCCAAAGUAAUUUCCAGUAGUGCAAACGAAGUGAGCAACAGGGCAGAGAGAACUCGUCUGGCACUGGAGGCAGGAAUGCGGUGGGAGGAGCGAAUGGGAAAAUAAAUACAAUGUCUUGAGUACAAACAUUCUUAUAAACAAUACGUGGUUAAAACAGAAGGAACACA